CUGCUCACUGAUGUGGUCUAAGUGCCGAAAUGAAUGAUUGUGUGAUUCUGUUAGUAAGUUGAUGAGUCGAAGGAGCGCGUAGAUGCCACCGUGUCGCGCGUUUGUUGGCGCGUCGCUUGCGCUGGGGAGCAGUGCUGUGACGGUUGCACCAGCGGCCGAACGUAUUGCAGAUUUGCGGCACAAAGUAGCGCUUUUAGCAGAUCAUUGGAAAGUUUAUGACCACUGUGAUUUGAUCGUGCAGAAAAUAUAAUUCUGUCAUCAUGUAUUGCAUUGCAAUUCCGGAGCUGUAGAGAAAAAUCUCUACUUAGGAUGCGUCUCCUGAGCGUGAGAUUCGUUUUAGUAUAAACAUAUGCUAAGUCGAGUGGUGUUUCGACAUGAUCCUUUGUAUCAUCUGCACUUGUUGAAACUUUGUUCUUGGACGUAAAAGUUUUCGCCUCACCGAGUCUAAAAUGCGCUUCCGCGUCACAGGAGAGCACACACAUCUUCCUCUUCGUCAUCGGAACAAGAGGGUAAGCAAACGCUAGUUCAGCAGCCUGUAGCUCAGCCGCCCGCAGUUCAGCAGGACGCCAUUCAGGAGAAUGAGCAUGCAGGGCAGUUGGAAAGGCAACAAUCAGGUGCAGGUGAACAGCAUGCAGUUCUCGUGCCGACCAGUGACGCAGUACAAGACGACUCCUUGACAAAACAGGACGGACCGCGCACGGUGG
This is a messenger RNA of Amoebophrya sp. A25, 704 nucleotides long. NCBI's taxonomy places the organism in Eukaryota, Dinophyceae, Syndiniales, Amoebophryaceae. The record is from the annotation of a GenBank genome assembly.